UUUGAUAUCGUCUCAGCUCUGCUCUUUCAUACCUCAAUUGGUCCUUUCAGCGACAAACAAUAGCAUAGCAACCACUCUGAUGACUGAAUUAGCUGGCUAGCGAGCUACUGAUAAUUUAGCUUGGAAUCCAGAAGAAUCCAAAGUGACUGCACUAGUUUUGAACUAGCUAAGAAGCUUGCAUCUUCAAAACUGGAACAAAUCCGGAGACCCAUCACACGCAGAAAUCAGGUCCGUAAUACUGAGUGAAGGGCCGUGCAGGAGGGGCUUAUAGAGAGGGAGUCCACCGUGGUGAGAAUGAAACAUUGAUGUCUUCUCGGCUCGCUCAACCGCACACGUCGUUUGAAAUGUCCUUAGUAGUGUGCAGAGGAGAGGAGGCUCCUCAGUAGCAGCAGCCAUGGGUCUGUUAGCCUAUCUGAAGACCCAGUUUGUUCUGCAGCUCCUCCUGGGCUUUGUGUUCGUGGUGAGCGGCCUCAUCAUCAACUUCAUCCAGCUCCUCACCUGUGUCCUGUGGCCCUUCAACAAGCAGCUCUACCGCAGGAUCAACACCAGGCUCUCCUACUCCCUCUGGAGCCAGCUGGUGAUGCUGCUAGAGUGGUGGUCGGGCACCGAAUGCACCCUUUAUACAGACCAGGCCACGGUGGAGAAGUUUGGCACGGAGCACGUCAUCAUCAUCCUCAACCACAACUACGAGAUUGACUUCCUCUGCGGCUGGACGAUGUGUGAGCGAUACGGAGUCCUAGGGAGUUCCAAGGUGCUGGCCAAACAUGAGCUGCUGAAGGUGCCUCUGAUUGGAUGGACCUGGUACUUCCUGGAAAUUGUGUUCUGUAAGAGGAAGUGGGAGGAGGACAGAGACACUGUGUUCAGUGGUCUGGACAGACUCAAAGACUACCCUGAGUUUAUGUGGUUCCUGCUGUACUGCGAAGGCACUCGCUUCACAGAGAAGAAACACCAGAUCAGCAUGGAAGUGGCAGAGAGUAAAGGCCUGCCCAAGCUCAAAUACCACCUGCUGCCCAGAACCAAAGGCUUCACCACAACACUGAAAUGCCUCAAGGGCACAGUGUCUGCCGUGUAUGAUGUCACACUGAAUUUCAAAGACCACCAAGUCCCCACUCUGCUGGGCAUAAUCAACGGCAAGAAAUACAUGGCAGAUAUGAGAAUCAGACGGUUCCCUGUAGAUGAGAUCCCAGAAGAUGAGAAGGAGUGUGCCAACUGGCUUCAUAAGCUUUACCAGGAGAAGGAUGCUCUGCAAGAACACUAUCAUAAAGAGGGCACUUUCCCAGGUCCCACCAUCACCCCUCCUCGCCGGUUGUGGACGCUACUUAACUUCUUUUUCUGGGCGACCUUGCUGCUCUCGCCCCUCAUAAACUUCGCCUGCGGUGUGGUGGUCAGUGGCUCCCCCCUCCUCAUCCUCGGCUUCAGCCUCUUCCUUAUCAUUGCCUCCAUAGCCAUCCGGCGCCUGAUCGGUGUCACCGAGAUAAAGAAGACGGGCUCCAGUUACGGCGACGAGGGGGCUAAGAAACAUCACUAGAACUCUCCCUCCCGACCGCGGUUGGUCGCUCUCGUACGGUCCACCUGCGGUCCCCUUCCACCUAUUCUGUUGUCCUGAGGUGUAUGCGAGUAAGCACUCCGGGGGGGGGGGGGUCCAACCGAUUUACACCAGAGAUGGAUCUGGACGAUGAGGGAAGGAAGAGAAGGAGGGGUUUGACCAUGGGAGGAGUGUAGAGAGAAAAAGGAGACCAUCUGCAGCCAGCUCUCUGUGGAGUAGGAGAGGGCAGGACUGACAACAUGGACAUGCUCCUUGCCCCCUUAUCCAACCCUGUCAAACCCCCCCCAGUCCCCCCGCCACCUCGCACUCUUCGACUCCUUUGACCCUAGGAACCAACCCUAUCAGCAGCUCUCCUUUCCAUAACUUUCUUUUGAAUCUUUGAUUUGAGGUUGAGGUGUUACUUCAGUGUUCACCUUGUAACAUGCAGUACAGUAUAUCUCCCCCUCGUUCUACCGAAAAGCCGGACAGAGCUCAACAAUGCCACCAUUUUCCUCACCUACGCGCCUAAAUAUGUUGCUGUCCGCCUAGAAAAAAAAAUCGCCCAGAUGAUAAUUGUUGCAAUGAUUUCACUGUACCGCAGCCCCUGAGUGCCAUGGGGAAUACACCGAGCGCAAAUUCAUGACCGUUUGUAAUUGCACCAUUACUACAAAGACAACGGCUUGUGACUUCCCAAAUAUUUUUCAUUGUGCUCCUUCUUUGUGUACUUUUUUCAACUUAGGCACACGUAUGCUCCCUGUACAAAAAGGUCAGUGUAGAGGCCUGCCAGGUUUCCACUUUGCUUUUUACCUCUGAGAAAAAUGUGUUUAUUUUCACUGUGCUUCAUCUCUCUGUUGUGGGAACCAUUUUUAUUCAUGAGCAAAUAUAAUGGGGUGGUUCUAUGAUUCUACAAGUCUAUGCAUUCUUACCAAGAGAGUCAGCUAGAGUUUGGCUGCUGUUGAAUAUUGCUUAGCUCUGUUAAAAAUAAGUCCCUAUGUUCAACAGCAGAGAUGGGACUUCCAGUGUUUUAAAUACUGAGUCAGGGUUCUGUGUGUUAAGACUACAGCAAGGGCUCUGUAUUCAUUAACUUAAUGGUAACUUAUUAGCAUUGUCAUGAUAUUACACACCACUAUUCCAACGCCCCCGGGUUCUGACCCUAAUUAUUUUAUGUAUGUAGGUUUUUACAGCAUUCUCCAUUGCUUGCUCACCAGUAGAUAUCUGCACACACAUUAUCAUGCCAGUUCCCGAGUGAACUAUGAACUUGUUCUCCUGCCAUCUCUGCUCUGGUUUAAACAUGCUAAACCACCCCCAGUGUUAGUGUGACCUCUUAUAAUAACCUUAACCACCAAUUCCAGUCAGAACAGACAAUGAUAACCCCAACCGCCCUUUAUAAUUGAAAUGCAGUACUUACUGAAUGAAUGAGUUGUUCUAAUGAUCGAAGCUGAGAGCUGCUGGUCUCACUGCCAUCCCCUUCUCUCCUAAAACAGUGAUGGGGUUGGUAGUGGCAUUAGUGUAUGGAAACCCAGCACUUACUACUGUCCACUUGUAACCUCAUUACUGAAAGGACAUUUGAUUCUGCUCUUCAACUCUAGACUGUAGUAAUGUUUGCCUUAAUUCAAGUUUGCUUAGGCUAGGGUGAUUGUUUGAUUGGUUGCUAGGUUCCCUCCCCACCACAUCUCUCCCUCCACUACAGUCUUCUAUUCAGACACACUCCACCAACCCUUCAUCCAUAAUGGUGCACUGUGGGUAGUUGAGUUCUCUCCGGGGUAGUACUGACAUGUUUAUGGGUUUAUUAUGCCAAGGUAUAUGUUGAGGUGCGAGGAUCAAUAGGACCUUAUUAUCAGUUGCCACCAAUGAGUAACAUGAAGUUACUAAAACUACUUUUGGGUCCUGAAUUGCACAGGAAGGAAUAUUUAUUUUCAUUUUAUUUUGCUGCAAUUCAUUGUACGGCAGAGCGCCACCCUAGGCUCAGGCACUGCAUUUGCUUUUAAAACAUGUUACAUUGUUUAUCUCUACUCAUUGGACAAUUAUUUACACUCUAUGAUGGUAGUCUUAAUGGUGACCUGCCCCAUCUGUGGUCUGAGGGGUUGGCGUAUUGAGGGGUUGGCGUAUUGAGGGGUUGGCGUAUUGAGGGGUUGGCGUAUAGGGAGGCGGAUGACUCCUUUAUAACUGGGAUUGUCAGUGCAACAUGCAAACAUGAUAGCAACAUGUCAUCACUAGUCUAAAGAACUCCAAUCUUUUCUCCCUAUGUUGAUGUCCUUUUGUUUUUUUGUUUUGCGUUAAAUGUUGUUUUUUUUUAACCAGGACAGAUUCAUGCAAGCCUUAACAGACAGAGUGCAGCUUCAUUGCAUUGUGUGUGUGUGUGUGUGUGUGUGUGAACUUAGACAACACUUCCUCAGUAGUAUUAGGUUUUGAUUGGCAAGUAGUGAGGGACACUGACUCAGUAAGAUUCACAUAAAUCUGCCCUCUGUUAAAAUGAUGAGGAACUCGUGUUUUAUUUCUCACUCCAGAAAAAAUGGGUUAGGGUUAAAGUAUAGCUAUUUGUAAAGCUGACGAGAUGCGGGUCCCAUGAGAAUCUGCUCCUAGUUACAGUAAUAGUUAAGAGGGACCCAUUUUAAUAAUACUUACUGUCCCGUGAUGCUUCUGUCUUCGAUACCUCUGUUACAACUCCUGUUACAUCUCUCAACUGUUACAGUAGCUUAGGAGAUAUAUGUUCUAUGUUUUGGGGCAUAAUGUUCUCAUCUCCAGUCUACUUCCCAUAACUCAAAACUACAGUACCACCUCUCCCUCAGGUAUCUAUCAGUCCAGCUCUGUGUAUAAGGUGUAUAUAUUUCAGUGCAACAGAACAUGCAGAGAAGUUAACCUGUGGGUUUUUACUUGGGGGAAAAAUCCCACUAACUUUGAAUUUUCUGAUUUUUGGUCAAGUUUUCGAAACUUAAGAAUUGGGUAACGUUAGAAAUACAACACUGAAAUCUGACCCUUUUUGGCUUAAAAGUUGAGUCAAGAUGUGCCACUUAUUUGUCCUUUUUCUAAAUAUCUGUUUAUUCAAUGAAACAAUUAUUAAAGGAUUUAAUCACA
Molecule: messenger RNA, 4600 nt
Organism: Oncorhynchus masou masou (cherry salmon)
Lineage: Eukaryota; Metazoa; Chordata; Actinopteri; Salmoniformes; Salmonidae
Product: 1-acyl-sn-glycerol-3-phosphate acyltransferase gamma-like
Exons: 10
Coding region: 395-1528 (377 amino acids)
Cellular component (GO): endomembrane system; endoplasmic reticulum
Molecular function (GO): 1-acylglycerol-3-phosphate O-acyltransferase activity
Source: RefSeq, a predicted model, not a curated record